GGUGGUGAACUUUUCUGCUUCCCUCGUGACCAGAAAUCUACAAAUAUGAAACCAACUUCAGCUUCAUCUACAUGCCUCACAGCAGAUCUGUUGUCACUCGGAUUCCUGGCUGUAGACCCGCGGCCUCUCUGGGGUCCAAACUCAACAGACGGAGGAAUGUGGAUCCAGUUCCCUCUGUGGCGGUGAAGGUAGAGGUGGAGGAGGCGAGGAUCUCUGAGCAAAGACCCUCCUCUGCCCCUUCAUCGACGGGUGGGUGCCAUGAACUCCCCCAACAUGCUCCUGUGCAGCCAAAAACAGAAGCAGACACUCUCCCGCUGUCUUCACACAGGCGCAGGAGGAGACAGCUAAAGGUGGAAUAUGACAAGGAUGAAGGCGUUCCACCGGUGAAGACAGAACACUGGGAACCUCCCGACUGGAAGAAACAAUUAGGAUUCAUUCGUGAGAUGAGGAGCGGCCGAGACGCACCCGUAGAUAACAUGGGAGCAGAGAAAUGCUAUGACACAGGAGCUCCUGCACAUGUGAGACGGUUCCAGGUGUUGGUGUCACUCAUGCUAUCCAGUCAGACCAAGGACCAGGUGACAGCAGCAGCUAUGCAGAAGCUCCGAGCACACGGCUGCACUGUGGAAAAUAUUCUCAACACUGAUGAUGAAACACUGGGAAAACUCGUCUACCCUGUCGGCUUCUGGAGGAAUAAAGUGAAGUAUCUGAAGCUAACGUCAGCCAUGCUGCAGAAAGAGUUUGGAGGGGACAUCCCAAAGAGCGUGGAAGGGCUGGUCCGCCUGCCAGGAGUUGGCCCCAAAAUGGCUCACCUGGCUAUGGCCAUCGCCUGGGACCAGGUGUCCGGAAUAGGUGUGGACACACACGUGCAUCGCAUCUCCAAUAGGCUGGGCUGGCUCAAGAAGCCAACCAAAAACCCGGAGGAAACACGCAAGGCCCUGGAGGAGUGGUUACCCAGGGAGCUGUGGAGUGAGAUCAACUGGCUGCUGGUGGGUUUUGGACAGCAGGUUUGUCUACCCGUCAACCCGCUCUGUUCAGUGUGUCUGAACCAGCACAGCUGUCCGUCAGCCCACAAGAACUCUCCUACAAAGAGGCCUAAAGCUAGAUCCCCACGCUCCCCGGACCCAACUUCCUCCCUUAAAAUAAAAACUGAAUCUGGACAGAACUCUGCUGCUAAAGAUGACAGGACAAAGGAGGAGUCACUGCCCACACCUGUUUCCCCCACCAGACAGAGAAGGAGGCUAAAAACUAAGGUUAACUAUUAAUUCAGCCAUCACAUAAGUUUUUGUCUGAGCUGUGAACACAUGUUUGACACAAAGACGCAUAUACAUUGAAAACACACAUAUAAGCUACACAUUAUGAAGAUGGUUAAUUUACAUUUCAUAUUAGAUUAGAUAUUUUUGUACUGUUAGUGCUAAACUUUUUUUUACCAAUUAAAAAAUGUAUGUUCUGAAA
Messenger RNA from Seriola dumerili (greater amberjack), 1452 nucleotides. It is a transcript of the gene nthl1, whose product is annotated as nth like DNA glycosylase 1. Gene Ontology annotation, biological process: base-excision repair; base-excision repair, AP site formation; nucleotide-excision repair. Gene Ontology annotation, cellular component: nucleus. Lineage: Eukaryota; Metazoa; Chordata; Actinopteri; Carangiformes; Carangidae. The record is from RefSeq and is a predicted model, not a curated record. Bases 72 to 1262 code for a protein of 396 amino acids. Gene Ontology annotation, molecular function: oxidized pyrimidine nucleobase lesion DNA N-glycosylase activity; DNA binding; DNA-(apurinic or apyrimidinic site) endonuclease activity. The transcript has 7 exons.